AUGUCGAAACCAUCGAAUUACCUCCCCAUUGGGUGCUUGGUCACAAGUCAAAAGCAAACUGCCAUUGAAGACGUUACAUGGAAGCAAUUUCAAGAGAGAUACGAAAGCUGGGCCUACGUAUGUCCGACAGGCCAGGUUCCUGAUAUUAGCAGCACCCAACUGGCCGUAUUCGACGACACGGACGACGCGCUUCUGACGUCUCCGCCCUUCAAGAACUACAGGCCUCUUGCCGCUUCAAGAUGGAUUCGCCUGGAAUUCAUGGUCACCGGCAGCAACGCAGAGGUUGGCGUUGCCAGGAUUUAUGCGCUUCCUGACGAUAUUGACAGGCGACUUGUCGACCGAGCUCGAAGCAAGCUGAAAAGCCUGCGAGGGUCUCUUCUCAACUUACUCGACUGUUCACCCGAAACCUGGAAGGGCCGGAUAAAUUCAGUACCUAUAUCAAUCACCAACCAUUCUGUGAAGGGAGUCGACGCUGGAGAUGAGGCCCUUUCACUUUUGCAAAUGUUCAACAGUAUGCCCUCACCAGACCCAAAUCCUAAUGCUAUCGUCAACCAGGCCGAUCAAGAGGCCGCAUACGCUAUCCUGGCAAGCGAGCUUCCCGGUCUGAAAACCACUCUGUACGAUUAUCAGCGCCGUUCGGCUGCUCUGAUGAUCGAGCGAGAGAGCGAGCCGGGCCGGUUCCUGGAUCCACGGUUACUCAAAGGGAUAGACCAGAAUGGUGUUGAGUUUUACUUUGAUACCAGCUCUGGUGUCCUGCUUAAGGAGCCCCGGUACUAUGACGGUGUCAAAGGUGGCAUUCUGGCAGAACAGAUGGGUGCCGGCAAGACACUAAUUUGUUUAUCCGUCAUUCUGGCAACGAGGCAUUCAGCCACCCAGACGCCUGACAUAUAUCAAGGAAGCGACAUUCUCGUCAGAAAGCGCAUAGCGUCGCUAGCAGAUAUGGCAGCGGCUAGUGUCACUCGGAAAGCCGCUCCCUGGAAAACUUACUUCAACGUCUACGGCAUCAAGGAAGACUUGGAGUUUCCCAACUGCCUCGCCGCAAUCGACCGGAAUCCCGGGUUUUAUUCUGUUCCAGCCCCCCCUCCGAGACGCCUUCGGCGUAAUGCCACAGAAGGGGAACAACCGCCAAGGAAAAUCUGGCAUAGUCACGCGUCACUCGUGGUUGUCCCCAACAACCUGGUUCAGCAAUGGGAGCAAGAAAUUAGCAAGCACACUGUUGCCUCUGAAGACCCAGCUAGUCUCAAAGUCCUUACCUUGACCAGCCAUAAAGGAGAGAUUCCGUCUGCUGCACGGCUGGUAACGUACGACAUCGUCCUCAUAUCUCAGUCCCGUCUCCUGAAGAUAUACAAGGAGACGUUGAUGCAUGGGAGCACCUUGUCUGAGGUUCACUUCAAGCGCUGCAUCGUCGACGAAGGCCACAAGUUGGGACAUUCUAAAAUAUUGAACAAAAGCGAUCUUCUCCUUGCUUUAGACCUGAUGUCCAUCGCUGCUAGGUGGAUCGUGACGGGUACUCCUUCUCCCGGCUUGUACGGUGUGGAUAACGAAGCUGGCACAAGUGGCGUCCAUGAAGACGGUGCUGCGCUGGUACAGGAUACAUCCGCAGCGAACACAGAGAAGCAGGAUCUUGAGAAGAUUGGAGCGAUAGCUUCGCUCUAUUUGAACGCUCGACCCUGGUCAAACACGUUGUUGGAAACGGAAGAUACGACAGCAGACUGGGCUGUAUAUGUCAUGCAGCCCAGGCACAGCUCGAGGAGCAGUGGCCGAAAAGGCGUUCUGCGAGCGACGCUGAACUCUCUGCUUAUCAGGCACCAACUGUCUGAGCUCAAUAAUCUGCUGCCGGCCGUCAACGAGAACAUUGUCGUUCUGGAAGGAUCGUAUCAAGACAAAUUGUCACUGAACAUCUUUUCGAUGAUGAUUAUUUUCAAUGCCGUGCAGUCUCAGAGAACCGACAUGGAUUACUUCUUCCACCCCCGACAAAAGAAGGCCUUGCUUCAGCUACUGCACAAUUUGAAGCAAGCUAGCUUCUUCGGUGGCUCCUUCUUCGCGCCCGAGGACAUUCAGAAAUCACUCGACACUGCUAAACAGUUUUUGGAAGAGAAAAAGGUUGCCAUCAGUAAGGACGAUGAAGUAUUACUCGAGAAGGCCAUGGAAAUCGCCCGUAUUGCCAUCGAAAAUCCACUCAAAACACUCAGCAACUUCUUCAAUGAGAUACCCGUGUUUGUUCGAGAUUUUCUUCCUAAUGAUGCGGGGGCGGCAUGGUCUUUGGACGAGAAGAAUACCAACCCCAGCUGCACAGAUGCAGGCAUGGUGAUGGCCGUACAGAAGCUGAUUCGCUCGUCCUUGGGAGAUCCGACAAAGUUAAACAGUUUGCUGAACGGUCAACUGCUCGAGGCGGGCCACAAAGAAAUGGCCGAUCAAGUCAACUCAAGCUCUGAGGUAUCACAGGCCGAACGACGACCAACAAGAACGCCAUGCGUCCUUGCAGGUAAUACUAAACUUGGAGGCGAAAGGACUCCUAAGCAUCUACGAGCAAACGCAAUUCAUGCCGUCAAUGGUCCGCCUCCACCAACACUGGAACCCCCUGAAGAUCUUAGGAAAGCCGAGCUUGUGUCCACAGUGUCAGCUAAGCUUUCCUACUUAAUUGAUGCAGUUGCGGAACAUCAAAAGCAGGAGAAGAUGAUCAUAUUCUAUGAAAAUGAGAAUGUGGCAUGGUAUUUAGCAAGCCUGCUCGAUGUGAUACAAGUACCACACCUAAUUUAUGCAAAAACGCUUUCUUAUGAACGCAAGAUGCAGUACAUUAAUACUUUUAAUCAUGAAGCCGAGUUUCGUGUGAUUCUCAUGGAUUUGUCACAGGCAGCUGUCGGACUGGACAUGCGCGCUGCGUCAAGGAUCUAUUUCAUUAAUCCAGUUCUGAAUCCUCAGAUACAAGCACAGGCAAUAGGUCGUGCAAGGCGUAUCAGCCAGCAGAAGCCUGUCACAGUUGAGACACUUGUUCUCCGAGGAAGCAUCGAAGAGGUGAUUGUGGAGCGGAAGAAGAGCAUGUCCCAGAUUGAGCACUGGAAAUGCAAGACGAUUCUGGAUGACCGGCCCAUCUACAACUGGAUUUUGAACGCCGGGAUCAUCCCGUUGCCAGAGGACCAAAAGGACAAUCUGGCGCAAGCCAUUCCAUUGAAGCAUCCCCAACCAGUAUUCGGAGGCGGCUUUGGCCGAGAGCAGCACCCCGAUCAAGACCUGAUCAUGGGGGAUGUAGGCCUUGGUUCAUCUGUCAAGGAACGUCAACUGGCAGUAAGGCCUCCGAGUGGCUUGAAGCGAUCCCCAAGUCCGGGACUACAAACCGGUUCAAACACCACUUCCCACCCUGCACGGAGAGUUCGCUUUACGGAAGAUGGUGAUAAUGCACACGCCGACGUUGUGAUGAAUGGUGUCUCAAGCAACGCAGGAAAUCCGGGGACGGAUCACCCAGAGAAUGAGAAGAUGCUAGCAGAAAAGACCGAAAAGCCCUUGCGCCAGGUACGAUUUGCAUGA
This is a messenger RNA of Colletotrichum truncatum, 3525 nucleotides long. Its product is annotated as snf2 family helicase. Gene Ontology annotation, biological process: DNA repair. Gene Ontology annotation, molecular function: ATP-dependent chromatin remodeler activity; ATP binding. NCBI's taxonomy places the organism in Eukaryota, Fungi, Ascomycota, Sordariomycetes, Glomerellales, Glomerellaceae. The record is from RefSeq and is a predicted model, not a curated record. Gene Ontology annotation, cellular component: nucleus.